UGGCUCUCAGAUAAACGUGUUUCUAGCAAGAUGAUAUCAUUAAAAGUUACACAAAGUAACGGUUUAAUAACACAAACGCAGGAAACACGUGAGCUGCUAGAUUAGCAAAAGCAGUGUCCCUAGCAACCUGACGUCGUUGAAACAUGCGAGCGAGCCGAUAAAAUCUUCCUAAUAACUAUAAAACUAAAGAUCAGACACAAUCACUGACUGAAGAUUAUGCAAGUAAAAAGUAUAUUUCUCGCUAGAAAUGUUAUUAGAAACACGUUUAAUGGUGAUUCUGUCCUAAAAUAUUGCAUUUCCCAUUCAGAUAAUAAACAUUAAUAAUGAUCAUACACAUUCACUUACUGGAGAUUAUGCAAGGAAAAGGUAUAUUUCUCGCUAGAAAUGUUAUUAGAGGCACGUUUGAUGGUGUAUCUGUCCUAAAGUAUUGCAUUUCCCAUUCAGAUGAUAAAGAUUAAUAUAGGCUACAUAACAACUUUUAUCAGACGCUUUUAACCAAAGCGACUUACAAUAAGUACAUUUGUCAUAAGAAGUGCAACAAUAUAUCGCUGUCGGUACAGUAAGGAUGUUCAUAGAACCAAGUGCAAGUUCAACAAUCGCUAGGCUAACCAAUUCCCCGUGUUACAGCAAUGAUAGCAGCUACACAGUUAAGUUCUAUAAUACAAUACAACACAAUGCUACACAACAUUGCUACACAGUUAAGCACUAUAAUACAAUACAACACAACACAAUGGUGGCCAGAAGGGGGACUGUGGCUAUGCAGAGUCAAGGUGGACUCUGAACAGGUGAGUCUUGAGCCUUUUUCGGAAGAUAGUGAGCGACUCUGUGGCCCUGUGAAUGGCAGGGAGUUCGUUCCACCACUGAGGUCCCAAAACCGAGAAAAGUUGUUACUUUGCUGAUCGACCUUUGCUAGCUCUUAGCGAUGGCGGUACCAGACGUCCAGCUGAGGUAGUUGAGCGGAGGGAUCGAGCUGGGGUGUGUGGCUUUACCAAUGCUUGGAGGUAGGCAGGGGCAGUUCGAUCGACUGCCUUGUAUGCCAGUACCAUCGUUUUAAAUUUGAUGCGAGCUACUACAGGUGUGGUAGAAAUUAAUGAUUAUAUUCUAUGGUAAACUGAUUAUUAUGAGGUAUUUUAUACCUAAUAGUGGAAAACACACGGUGCCUAGGUGUCUGGGUUUAGAACAGAUGGAGCCCCCCCUAAAAGGAGCAGGGCUAUCUUUGCAGACCAUUUGUUGUCUAUUUUCUGACCAUUCAGGUUAAAGUGGAUUUAUGACUGACUGGAGGCAGACACCUCAAGGAGAAGCUGCUCUGUUUGUGUGUAUAAAAAGACGCCACAGUUUGUGAACGAGAGUGACUCUUAAGACCCUACUCGGCUGUUAUCGUUGUUGUUUUUCUGCACGAUAAAGUCUUUUGUCAAUUCUUGCUCCGGACCCCUCGUUUUAUUUUACUCUCUCUCUCUUGAAUUAGCCUAAGUGUUUUAAAUCUCGAUUAAUCCACGACAUAAUUUGGCGUCACGACCAGGAGGAAAUAGGGACUCUCCAGCUGCCGGGCCAGAGGACGGGACUCGAACGGAUCAUACGACCAGAGCUCAAGGGUAAGUUGUCUUGCCAUAUAUAGGAUAGAGUCGUUUGAUCUGUUCUUGCCCCGUCUGAAACGCUCAGCAGCAGGUAAAGUGUCUCUUUGAUCAAACGAACUAAAAUUAUAGAUAAAUGAGCGAGUGAGAGAUACGGGGGCUCCGCGGGAAAGAUUGACGUGCGCGCGCACAUGGGCCAUACGCGCGUCUGUGGUUCUAAAUGACCAAGACGCUUUGUGGCUCCCUAUUUUGAUACGAGUUGUUGUUAUUUGGUGUUUUGGUGUUUUGGUUAAGUAAGCUUACUGUAAGUCCUGUGACUGUCUUGUGGAGGAACGAAUUAGUGGAAAGUUCUAACAAGGACAGGGCCAGCAGGCCCGCAGGUCGAAAGAAACAGACCUGUAGGAUCUUUUCUGACAGUAUCCUAUUUGGGGUUGAGUUGUCAGUUGGGAAUUAAUUCAGUCAUUUUUAUUUGAGGAGCUUUCUUGGGAUACUGACUAGUGAAUUUUAAAUGCUCAUCUUGGUGCAGUUGACCUGCAGAUCCUACACCAGGUGAAUUUCUGAUUCCGAUCUUGCUAUUUUGAGAAAACAGGCUUCUCGCACUUUUUGAAUAGAUAAGUCUCUUGGUUGGGAUACCGCUUCAGGGGCCGGUAUUUCAAAAUGAUCCGACAGGAUUAAUCCACCUGGAUUGGAUUAAAUCCUGAUCAGAUCCUAAAAACGGGUAUUUCAAAGCAAAUCUGAUCCUGAAGAUUCAGAUUCAGAUUUGGCAAUCCAAUCCUGCCUUUGAUCCGGAUUAAAAGCUGCUGUUGAGUAUUUCAAAACUUAAGUGGGAAAUCUGGAUCAGUUUGAUCCUAAAAAUCAGGAUCACCCUGAUCCCACCUCAGAGGUGGAUUUGAGGGAGAUUACAUGUUAAGAUUUGAACAGUUGAAGUGUAACUGCUCCCAAAGUUCUUUGUUUAAUACAACUAAGCUUCACUGCUGUUUGAUCAAUGUUUAUUUCCUUUUCACGUUCCUUUUUUUUUUCUGCAAACAUGCACGCUGUUCACUGCAAUGCUUUAACAAAUCGGCGUCAGAAGUGCAACACAGAAUAAACAUUACACUACUGCGUGUAAGUGACAUUACAAACUCCAAUUAACAAGGAAUUAUGAAGGAAAAACAAUGUGAUUUAUUAAACAAACAGUGUUAAACUAUGCAGUAUACAUUUCAGUCUUUUAACUGCUUUUCCAGCAACUGAAUUCUUAACUUCACUUCUUCUUGUUUAAGAAGUGUUAGUUUGAUUUGUUCAUUUGUUAGAAUUAUUUGUUGCUGAGCCCGUUCCGUUUCCACCUUCAGUAGUUCAUUGUAGCCAUCCCCCUUCUCAGCUUGCCUUUUGCGCUUACAUGGUGGUGGUGGUGCCGGUGGAUUCCACAUCUCCUCCAAGACAGGGCUCUGGCUUGUGCUGGGCUCUUCAAAUGCCAGCCCCACAGGGGUGAGGGUGACCAAUUCAGCAGACAGGUUCAGAGGCUCCGUGGGGUCGAUUGACUCCCCUGUACCAGCUGGCAGUAUUCCAAACAAGACUUGGGAACUCUCACCUCCUAUGAUGUCCAAAACCGUAUCAGUGAACUCCCCACGUUUUAUGGACUUGUUCCCUGUUUGGGGGUUUUUCGCCUCAGAAUGGUCCUUCGUAGCCUUUUGCUUUAAGUUUUUCCACCUAAGCCGAACCUGCUCAACACUCCGCCGUUGGCCACUACCAGUGGCAUUAAUUUGCCUUGUUAUGUCGGCCCAUAUUUUAUUUUUUACUUUUGAGGACAGAGAACUCUGUCCAGGACCACUAAAACCUCCAAAAAGGGCCUGGUAAUUGGCACGAACACCCUCCAAAAGGGCCGUUGUCUCUGCUGUUGUGAAAUUACUUCCUUUAUUCUUCUCCAUGUUGUCUGAGAAAGCCCUAUCACUAAGGAAGGCCUUAAAUACCAUAAAGCUAAAUUGAAAGCAGGUGAGAAAGAACAGGUCACAGACUUUAAAACUGGGCUCGUUAGGUCAAUGACCUUUGCUUCUUCAACAUGACAUCCAUAGUACAUGUCCUGCGGCACCGUCAGAGACAAUACAAGCCUCGUCAGUAUGUCCAACGAGGUAAUUUCAUUGAGCAGUACUCAAAUGAUGAGCUUUAUGCACGGUUUAGAUUUCGAAGAGAAGAUAUUUUGUAUAUAUGGGAAAUUCUUCGCCCACAUCUUCAACGUCCUACAAGAAGGAGUCAUGCCUUAACUGUGGAGGAGCAGGUGCUUAUUGCCCUACGUUUCUUUGCCUGUGGAUCCUUCUAUGAAGUCAUUGCAGAUGGCCUGGCUGUGACAAAGUCUACAGUGGGAGACGUCAUGCAUUCAGUGGCAGCAGCCCUGGCUGGUCUAAUUCACCAGUAUGUGAGAUUUCCAGAUACUGAGGAAGAAAUAACACAAACCAAGAGAAAAUUCUUCUCAAUUGCCAGGAUGCCUAACACUAUUGGUGCCAUUGACUGCACCCACAUACACAUUCAGGCACCCCAUGAAAGAGAAUGGGAAUUUGUCAACAGAAAGGGACGGCACAGUAUCAACGUGCAGCUCAUAGGGAAUGCUGACCUUAAAAUAACCAACUGUGUUGUGAGAUGGCCUGGUUCUGUACAUGAUGCACGGAUUCUAAGAGAAAGUCAUCUCUACAGAAGACUGCAACAAACUGCGCCGGAUGGUAUCCUCCUGGGUGACAGUGGCUACCCACUUCUACGGUGGCUUAUGACCCCCUUUGCUACUGUCACAUGUGACCCACAGCAGAGGUAUAACAAUGCACACAGCGCAACAAGGGGAACAAUUGAGCGUAUCAAUGGUGUUUUAAAACGCAGAUUUGCCUGCCUGAACUAUCUUCGUGUGGAGCCGAAGCAGGCCUGCAAUAUAAUAUCUGCCUGCAUUGUUCUUCAUAACAUUGCCCAAUUGAGAAGAGUUCCUCUGAAUGAAGACAUCCUGGACAGACCACCACUUGAGGCAGAAGUACCACAGCUGCAGCCACCACCACCACCACAUCAAGCAGAUGAACCAGCAGGAAGAGCAGUUCGAAAUGCCAUGGUUAAUUUGUAUUUCUCUUGAUCCUCAUUGAUAAGGUCUGGUGCUUUUGUUUAACAAAACUUCGAUUUGUAUGUUUAAGUUUGAAUAUGAAUGCCUUAUUUAAGUAACAGUUUUUUUUGUUAAGUUACCCACUGAUAAAGGCCUCCACUGAAACUCUGUCUAAUGUUUUUAUUCACAUGCAUUCAGCACACACACUUAAUUUUCAUAGCCAAAGCUCAAAAAGUAAUGCCAUUUGGAGCAAGUCUGUGCAAGUCUCUUCCCACAGACAUCUGUAAAGUAAAUCUAAUAUUAAGGUUUUAGGGCUGUCCCCUUUGUUAACAACUGUUUCCUAAAAAGAUAUGUACAACACAUUUUAAAAUCUACACACAAUGCCUUGCGAGUGAAUGCAUUCAAAUGGACUGUGGACCGCGACAUACAGACGCUAGCCUAUUUACUAGCUUGUUAGCUCCUUAACACAGGAGUCAAUGGAGCAGCGUUAGCUCGCAUUAGCGCAAACUCUGCUUAAUUAGAGAUCGCCGAGCUCUUCUUUCAACUCUGUGCUGAUUUACAUAAUUGGUUAACUCAAUAUAAUGAUUGCCUUUCAUCUAGUCUGAGGACGCAUCAACACUGGCUAAGUUUAUACUUUAAUUCAGAGACAAUAGUUGAGCUAGCUUCUCCUUUUUCUGUAAAAUGUUGGCUCCAUUUCCUGUUUCCUGUCUGUGAUCCAGGGGGCGGGACGGAUUUGGACAUCCCAAUCUGCCGGUAUCAGGAUCACUCUGAUCCAAUCCAGCAAAGUUUUGAAAUACCGGGAUAGAUCAGGUUGAUCCGUGGCUGAGGACAGGGGGAUUUGGUUAUCCGGAUCAUUCUGAUCUGGAUUACAAGUUUUGAAAUACCGGCCCCAGGUGAUUAGCUAAUCCUGAUCUUGGUGUUUUGAGAAGUUUCUUGUUUGUUCUUGAUCUGUUCGAAUGGUUAUGUAUUCAGCCAUUAUUUUAAAAGAAUGGGCCUGUCGUUUGACGUUCCGUUUGAAUGAGUUUUGACCCGCUAAUCUUCCAAUCACGCUGCAGUGUUGGAUCUAAAGAAAGGGCCAGUCUGUAACUCUGAUCUUGGUGCUGUGUGGCAAUAGGUUCUUGUUUGAAAUUCUGGUUGAUUGAUUAUCCAUCCGACUGUUCAUAUUUUAACCAAAAGGCCAGUUUCUACGCUCGGUCAACCUUUUAUUUGUAAUUAAUUACAAACAAUUCGGACAUUUUUCAAUAUAAUAUAAAGAAAUUGUAUGAAUCGGCUUAUUGUCUGUAUUUAAGUCGUGUUAGGAUUAAGUUACCUCGGAGAUUUUUACGACCCGGUUUAUUUUUUGUUGAUUCUGUCAUAAAUAAAUUAGGCGGACAGAGAAUAGUUAAUUUGUUUGAAGUAAUUGAUAAUCAUAAAUAAAUUAGACGGAUAGAGAAUAGUUAAUUUGUUGAAGUAUUGAAUAAAUGUGUAAAUCUUCUUUGACUUAAACAUCCCCGCGCUGACUCUAACUGCACGUGCGCGAGCAAUCUCACAGGGUACGAGCAGGAGCCUGCAGGCCAGGCUUAAAGAUAACAGUGAAGGGUGGGGGCCACAUUCCAAUCUUCGGGAGGGAGACGAGCGCUUGGGAAGAGUUCACAUUUGUAGCUUAGAGAUAAUAAAGUAUUUAAACUAACUAGUAGGAUAAACUCAAAUAAAUUAAUAAUAAUUAAUAGUAAUAAUUUAAAAUGGCACCAACAGCGGUAGAGAUUUUGAGCAAAAACAAUCCAUUGCUCAGAGAUGAGAUAACAAGGAUCUCUGAGAAAUGGGAGAAAGGAACAGCUAAAACAAGCACGAUAUGGCCCAUGGGAGGGACUUUUGAUCCAAUAAUGUGUAGGGACAUGGAGGUAGUAAUAAGGAACUACAAACCUAACAGAAGUGGAAAAAAGGCCUUAGAGAUGAGAGACAGGGAAAGGUUAGUGCUAGCUUUGUUUGAAAUAGAGGGAGAGAGGUGGCGCGCAAUACAACGAGUGGCCAGAAAAAUAAUCACAAAGGAAGAAGAGGCUCAACCUUUGCCUCUGACGCUUGAGCCACCGCCGUACAAACCAACUAACAUGCAUCCACUGAUAACAGACAACGUGGAAUUUAAAGGGGAAG
Messenger RNA from Gadus chalcogrammus (walleye pollock), 6750 nucleotides. RefSeq names its product putative nuclease HARBI1. The record is from RefSeq and is a predicted model, not a curated record. The transcript has a single exon. NCBI's taxonomy places the organism in Eukaryota, Metazoa, Chordata, Actinopteri, Gadiformes, Gadidae. The coding region runs from base 3607 to 4653 and encodes 348 amino acids.